GCGUUUAACAAUCCGGUCAACGACGGCAGCGGCGGUCCUACCACCGGUGCGCACCUGUUCCUAAUCUCCAUCAAGGCGGGAGGUAUAGGGAUUAACCUAGUGAGUGCCAACCGGGUGAUAGUACUGGAUGUCGAGUGGAACCCUGUGCAUGCAGCCCAGGCUGUAUGCCGGGUGUACCGGUUUGGCCAGACGAAGAAGGUGUAUGUGUAUCGCAUGUUUGCGAGCAAUACCAUGGAGGAGGUGGUUUAUGAACGAGAGGUCCUCAAGCGCGGGCUGUCGACCAAUGUCGUGGAUUCCCAGGAUGUCAGAGCGAAUGUCGGGAGAGAGCGGAGUCAGAAUCUGUUUGGGCACCGGCCCGAAACGCCGUACAACGCCAGUGAAGUGGUCGCUGGCGACGAUCACCUGCUCACGUCACUGUACCGGACAGAUGCGCAUCUGUUUGCCGCACCCCCGCGUGACCACAAGACCUUUCUAGACUCGGUGAGUACCGAACUUUCGGCGGAGGAGGAGAAACGGGCCAAGCAGGAGUAUCAGCGACAGGUGCGCAUGUCGGCGGAGGAGGAGAAACGGGCCAAGCAGGAGUAUCAGCGACAGGUGCGCAUGUCGGCGGAGGCGGAGAGCUAUGCGGCCCAAGCGAGGCUGUAUGGUACGACGAAUGCGUACGGGCACUUUGUGCUGCCCGAGGGUGGGAUGGGUGUGCCUGGGAACGGGAAUGGGGGAUAUACUGGUGGUUUUGGUGCUGGUGCUGGCGUUGGUGUUGGUGUUGCGGAUAAGAAGCCUAAUAUAAUCGCGGACAGGGGCAUUUCAAGUACACAGGGUCUUGGAGGGGUUCUCUCAGGGACAUCGCGUGCGCCUCUACCAGUUCCACUACAAGGACGGGGGGUGUACAAGAACGAGUUGACAGAACAGUUUAUUGCUGCCAAAAAUAUGCAGCUGAAUGCUGCUAGCGAGCACUGGGCACGACGUAACGGGGUGAAGACCACGGAAGUACCUAUGCCAGCUGUCAAACGACAGGUGCACCCUCUGGAAAACGGUGCAAAUAUUUCACAUACACAAGUACAUGGAUCUAAUUCUGGGAGGAAGGGGGAUAAGCGAGAUAUCGAAUUUAUUGAUAUUGGUUGAUAGCAUGUUUUUGAGUACUCGUUAAUUCAAUGAAUUACCGGUACACGGCACAACUGUCGUAUGUUUGGACAAGCAUCUGGUUCUGAAUAUGUCUACUGAUGCAGUCGAGGUGGGGUGGAUAAUAGAGGAAACGAGCAAAGAAUCUGACAUGAGCGUAAGAUCGAGUUUGUUGACGUAUGUUGAACACAUAUGAGUGAACUUGUUCAUUGACCGGAAACCGAGUACUGCGCACCUGGCAUAGAGCUGAUCGUACCGCAUUUAGCCUUUGUAAGGGGCGGGAAAUCUCGUUCCCGGACGAUCUGAUCGCAUUCACAACCCCGCGAGUCCGCAACCAUGGGGAUAUGCUAAGUGAAUGCGGAUGCAGGUUAUGCAUCGCCUUUUGAUGUAAAUGUGAAGCUUUCGUACCAGUUCAGCAACUGCCACGCUGAUAGAGCCUCCUUGCCAUCUGGUAGUGGUUCAUUGACGAAAGGUCCGCAGUAUGUAUUUAACGUACAAUAAGCACUGUCAAAUAAAAAUAUCAUUCCU
Molecule: messenger RNA, 1647 nt
Organism: Sphaeroforma arctica JP610
Lineage: Eukaryota; Ichthyosporea; Ichthyophonida
Exons: 3
Cellular component (GO): nucleus
Molecular function (GO): ATP hydrolysis activity
Source: RefSeq, a predicted model, not a curated record